AUGAAGCAAAACGGAAGGGAUGAUUAUUCUGUCCGUGCCAAAAACUACAUCAGAGCGCUAAAAGCUAGGUUUCAUGACCAGCCUGAGAAAUUCCAUAGCUUUUACAAGGUCAUGAUGGACAUGACGGCUCAAAGAGUCCAACCUGACGGGCUCAAAGGCAUACCUACCGCCGCCCCAGCAAAACUGAAGGCAAUUCUUGAAGGUCACAACGAUCUCAUUCAUGGGCUCAACUUUUUCUUGCCGCCUUUGCAUCGAGUCAGCCUAGAUGAUGGUGGUGGUGAGAUGGAAACUGAGGCUGGGGUCAAGGACGCAGAGAGAACAAUAUCGCUAGUUGAAUUUGAAUAUGCUAAAGAUUUGAUAAAGAAAGUGAGGAUGCGAGGCGAGGAGGUUUAUGAAGCUUUCGUGAAGACUCUGCUGUCGACAGACCAGAAGAGAAGCCUCGAUGAUGUCUGCAGCGAUGUUGUCGAGUUGCUGAUUGAUGAUCCUGAUUUGCUAGAGAGGUUUCGAAAAUUUAUGCCAGUUUAUGAACCAAUCCCGUUGGCAUCUUAUGCUCCAAAUUCUCAGAUUCCGACAUGA
Messenger RNA from Dovyalis caffra, 576 nucleotides. The record is from the annotation of a GenBank genome assembly. Lineage: Eukaryota; Viridiplantae; Streptophyta; Magnoliopsida; Malpighiales; Salicaceae.